Molecule: messenger RNA, 1218 nt
Organism: Cordyceps militaris CM01
Lineage: Eukaryota; Fungi; Ascomycota; Sordariomycetes; Hypocreales; Cordycipitaceae
Product: RNA-3'-phosphate cyclase family protein
Exons: 1
Coding region: 1-1218 (405 amino acids)
Biological process (GO): endonucleolytic cleavage of tricistronic rRNA transcript (SSU-rRNA, 5.8S rRNA, LSU-rRNA); ribosome biogenesis
Cellular component (GO): nucleolus
Molecular function (GO): RNA endonuclease activity
Source: RefSeq, a predicted model, not a curated record
AUGACUGAUUCGUCGCCGGAUUUCUUGCGCUUUACAGGGCACCGUUCCUUCACGCGGCGAUUAAUCCUCUCAACUCUGACCGGCCGUCCAAUCCACAUAUCUAAAAUCCGCAGCUCGUCGCCAACGAAUCCGGGUCUAGCGCACCAUGAAAUUUCCUUUCUGCGACUACUCGAAGCGAUUACCAAUGGCAGCUCCAUGCAAAUAUCAUACACCGGUACAGCAAUAACAUACCAUCCUGGCCUCAUCACCGGCACAAUCGCCGGACAGGGUGCCACUGAAGAUGGCAUCAUCGAACACAGCCUGCCCCCCACCAUGACCCGCGGGAUCACCUACUUCCUCCUCCCGCUCUGUCUCCUCGCUCCAUUCUCCAAGGCGCACAUGAAUGUGCGCUUAUCAGGCGCCGGUGUCAUCACAUCCUCGACCGAGACGGGCGACGUGUCCGUCGAUAGCUUCCGAACAGCCAUUCUGCCGCUCUUUGGCCUCUUUGGCAUCCCGCCGGCACGAAUCGAACUCAGAGUUUUGCAAAGGUCUUGCGCCGGCCCUGGAGGCAAGGGUGGUGGCGGCGUCGUCGAGUUGCGAUUUGCGAGCCAAGUCCGUCUGCCAAAGACGCUGCACUUGAACAGAAACCCUGGUCGGGUCAAGAGAAUCCGCGGUGUUGCGUACAGCACUGGUGUUUCGGCCUCGAACAACGCUCGCAUGAUUCACUCGGCGCGAGAAAUACUGAACCCUCUUGUCAGCGACAUCCACAUUGCCGCGCAGUACGAUCAAGCGCCGCUGGUCCCGAUUGGCGACAAGGCCGGCAGCAAGCGCCGUCUGGGCAUUGGCUAUGGCUUGAGCUUGGUGGCCGAGUCCAACUCGGUCGGCGUGAUUUACUCUGCUGAUGUUGUUGUACCGCCUUCUGGUGGUCAGGUGCCUGAGGAUAUUGGUCAGCAAUGCGCAUAUCAAUUGCUCGAGACCAUCUCACAAGGCGGCUGUGUGUCUCAGAGCACAGCAAGUAGCAUGAUGAUACUCAUGGCCAUGGGCUCUGAGGAUGUUGGCCGUAUACGAAUUGGCAAGAGGGUACUCGGAACGGAAGACAUGGUCAUGUUGGCAAGAGACCUGAAGGCAUUUGGUGCCAGCAGCUGGGGUCUGCGUGACGUAACAGAGGACGAUUCGGGAGAUAUCAUUGUAUCUGUAAAGGGAAGUGGGGUUGGCAAUGUUGGCAGAAAGAUAGCAUAG